UAUGCCCCGACGACAAUUCCCAAGAUUUGUGUGUGAUUUCUGAAGGCACGACUGAAUUAGGCAUGGCGCUUUUGCCUCCAAAAGGGAUCCUCAAGAGCGAAGCUCUAAAGAAGGUUAGCCUUUUUUUAAUUAUGCAUUGCCUACACAAUUAAUUAAUCCAACCAAUAAUCAAUCUUAUCCUUCUUGCAUGUAACAACCAGGAUUAUAUUUCUUUCAUUUUUCAUAAAUGCUCAAUUGAUGAAGAAUUUUGCAUAGAUCAGUAGAGUUAAUCUCCUAACGGGAUCUUUAAAAAGAAUAAUUGAGAUUAAGGAGUCGUUUGAUCGAUAUUUAGAACGGAUUAAAAUUUUGAAAAUUUUGUGACGGUACAUAUUUGAAACUAGCGUAUAUCUUAGAGAGCAUAAGGAACUCAAAAAUCUGCGAGAAGCUACAGUGGACAAGUAUGGCAACAAGAGCGAGAUAUGUGUUCCGGUUGAUGAAGCGCAAUUCCUAUCAAUGCUUGUAAAAAUUAUGAACGCCAAGAGGACAUUAGAGACUGGUGUUUUUACAGGCUAUUCACUCCUUUAUACUGCACUUGCAUUGCCUGAUGAUGGCUUGUACUUUGAUGACAGUGCUCCAUUAGUUAGAUCAUGAGCUGUUGUGAACAGGUAAUCGCAAUAGACAUAAAUCAAGAAGCUUAUGAAGUUGGAUUACCAUUCAUCCGCCAGGCAGGUGUGGAGCACAAAAUCAACUUCAUUAAAUCAAAUGCCAUUUUCGCGUUGAGCCAAAUGUUGAACAAUGCAACACAAUUUGACAUGGCAUUCGUUGAUGCUGACAAAUCUGGCUGCAAGCAAUACCAUGAACAGUUGUUGAAACUAGUUAAGGUUGGAGGUAUAAUAGUUUGUGAUAACACCUUAUGGUUUGGAUUUGUUGCUCAAGAAGAAGAUGCAGUACCGGAACAUCUAAGGAAGACAAGAAAGGUCAUACUGGAGAUCAAUCAAUUUCUGGCUUCUGAUCCUCGAGUUGAUCUCUCACAAGUUUCCAUCGGUGAUGGGAUUACGUUAUGUAGGCGUCUUUAUUGAGAAAUAAUGUGUAUUGAUAAUAUAAUAUUUUUAACAGAGUUGUUGUGGCUAGAAUAUGAUGUUUGACUACCAUCAUGGACUUAUUAAUAAUUUUCCCCCUUCAAUUUCUUUUACUAGUUUGCCAUGUUGUGAUGAUGUUAACUGCUUUGCUGAUUUAAGGUUUCUAUUCAUGUUACAGUGGUUUAAUUGGGGUAUUGUUUAUGGCAGGUGUGAUGCUUUUGCAUUUUCUUCUGCUUAUGUUGCUGCUGAAUAAUGCAACAAGUUUAUUUUGGAGUUGUAUUUAUGAUCUGUUCUACUAAAUUG
This is a messenger RNA of Hevea brasiliensis (rubber tree), 1361 nucleotides long. Its product is annotated as putative caffeoyl-CoA O-methyltransferase At1g67980. The transcript is spliced from 4 exons. The record is from RefSeq and is a predicted model, not a curated record. Gene Ontology annotation, molecular function: O-methyltransferase activity; S-adenosylmethionine-dependent methyltransferase activity. The coding region runs from base 627 to 1058 and encodes 143 amino acids. Lineage: Eukaryota; Viridiplantae; Streptophyta; Magnoliopsida; Malpighiales; Euphorbiaceae.